GGCAGUGAGGAGGGGCGGAGGGAGGAAGCUGGCUUCCUGAAGCUUCUCAGCCCUCAAAGACAGACCGACAGACAGACCGACAGCUGGCGAGGAACAGCCUGGGGGACACAGCUGCUUCAGUGGACCUCAUGGCUGAGUGAGUCUUCCCUGGGCCAGCACCCCACCCCAGCAUGGUGGGGGCACUCCAGAGCACAGACGCUGACCUUAUCUUUGGGGGGCAGCCAUGACUCAGCCCCCACCUGCCAAAGCACCAGCCAAGAAGCAUGUGCGGCUGCAGGAGAGGCGGGGCUCCAACGUGGCUCUGAUGUUGGAUGUGAGGUCCCUGGGGGCCGUGGAGCCCAUCUGCUCGGUGAACACACCCCGGGAGGUGACUCUCCACUUCCUGCGCACAGCUGGACACCCCCUCACAUGCUGGGCCCUGCAGCACCAGCCCCCCAGCCCCAAACAGUUGGAGGAGGAAUUCUUGAAGAUCCCCUCCAACUUCGUCAGUCCUGAGGACCUGGAUAUCCCUGGCCACGCCUCCAAGGACCGAUACAAGACCAUCUUGCCCAAUCCCCAGAGCCGAGUCUGUCUCGGCCGCGCACAGAGCCAGGAGGACGGAGACUACAUCAAUGCCAACUAUAUCCGAGGCUAUGGUGGGCAGGAGAAGGCCUACAUCGCCACGCAGGGCCCCAUGCCCAACACCGUGUCGGACUUCUGGGAGAUGGUGUGGCAAGAAGAAGUAUCCCUCAUUGUCAUGCUCACUCAGCUCCGGGAAGGCAAGGAGAAAUGUGUUCACUACUGGCCCACAGAAGAGGAGACCUAUGGACCCUUCCGGAUCCGCGUCCAGGACGUGAAAGAGCACCCAGAGUACACUGUGCGGAGGCUCACCAUUCAGUACCAGCAGGAGUGCCGGUCAGUAAAGCACGUCCUCUUCUCAGCCUGGCCUGACCACCAGACCCCGGAAUCAGCCAGGCCUCUGCUGCGCCUGAUGGCCGAGGUGGAGAGCCCAGAGACAGCGGCCAACACGGGGCCCAUCGUGGUACACUGCAGUGCAGGGAUUGGCCGGACCGGUUGCUUCAUUGCCACUCGGAUUGGCUGUCAACAGCUGCAGGCCCGAGGGGAAGUGGACAUUCUGGGCAUCGUGUGCCAGCUGCGGCUUGACAGAGGGGGCAUGAUCCAGACCUCGGAGCAAUACCAGUUCCUACACCACACUUUGGCCCUCUAUGCAGCCCAGCUGCCCAAGGAGCCCAGUCCCUGACCCUGGACCCCUCCACCAGCCCAGGUGCCAACCUCCCCUCAGGCCUGGGACGGUGGAUCUGGGGAGAGUGUGUCAUGCGAUCUGGGGGAACCUCCUACAGGCAUGGGGAAGGGGUGCCUCCUCGGUGGCACUUGUCACAGGAACCUACGUCAGCAAGGAUGAGGGCUAGACCCCGAGUCUUCACUGCAGGCCACUCUGCUUCUUCUAGAGGCUGCAAAUGGGUAACAGGGGCUUCCCAAGUCUGUCUGAACUCAGUUAGGAGCCAGCACUCGCUGCGGGCAUAGGAGCUCAGGGCCCCCGCUGCCUUGUCUAGGACCUGGAUGUAAAGUGCUUUGCUGCCGUAAAAGAAAGCAACCAGAGAAUCAUUCCUAGAGACCAUUCCAGCUGGAUCUCCUUCCUGGGGCUGGCCAGAGAGUGAUCCCAAGACCGUCCUCCACCCAGGUGCUCCCACAGGCCAGAUGCAAGACUUGGGCGAAGUCUGGUCCUGACUUCAGUCAGAUUCUCAGUUUCCCAGCAGGGAUGCUCUGUUCCCCCACCACACAUCUGUGAGGGCUGGACAGCACCCUAGAAAAAGAGAACCAGCUCCCAGAUCCCCCCUGCUUCCACACGUGUCCUAAGAGCAGGCGACAGCUGCUGCCAGGCCUGUUGACAUCUCGGGAAGAGGGAACAUGUGGGGACCACUCAGAGGCCAGGAGGGCUGCCCCUGCCUCCAUAAUUGCUCCCAUGCACCCCAGCUCCUCUCUGGGGAGGCCCAGUGUUCUCUACUUUGCUCCCACGGCCUCAGAGGAUAGCGAGGUACCCAGGAUGAGGAGAGAAGAGAGAGCUGAGACUGCUUUUCGGUAGCCAACCCUGUGGCUCCUUCCACACCCCGCGUCUGCAGAGCACACCCGAGAGCCUGGUGUUUCCACAGACAACCAGGGUUAUAACCACUCAUGCAGACUCGGGCUCAGACUACACUGGGACCCCUCGCCAUGUACCCCAGAGGGCUAACUCUCCUCUUCCCUCUCAGCAGCACCUCAAUUUCCCCAGAUCUUUUCCAGAGCAGAACUAUACACCCCAGGAAAGCUUCCAAAAUACUUCCUUGAAUCCGAGAGGGGCUCCCGUCCCCUCCUAUCCCAUCUUUAGAUGAGGAUGAAGGUAGAGUACCAUGUCAUCCUCACGGAUCCCAGUUCUCUGUGGAAGCCCCCAGGAGCUGGAUCCUGCAGAGCAACUGGGCCUCCUCCUUCACGGCAUCCCUUCACAGACCAUGAGUGCUAGACUGAGGUUGAUUUUCCUAAUGCUUCUGCCUCCCCCUGCCUUAUGGCCCUGGGAUGGGUUUGCCUGCCCCUACACCUUCCCUAAGCCCAGUAGAGGCUCUGCUAGCUGUGCCUAGGAAGCUAGGUGGAGGGCUCUUAAGUGCCUAGUCCUGCCCUCAGCUCAGACGCAGCCUGCAGGGAAGCAACCACAGAGCCCCCAGGCUCCCCUCCCAGGCUCUGUCACUUCAACCCCGAUUCGAAGCUCAGAGGACACAAGCCCUGGAAAAGUGGCCAAGUGGGAAAAUAAAGACAUCUUGAAAG
This is a messenger RNA of Tupaia belangeri chinensis (Chinese tree shrew), 2796 nucleotides long. It is a transcript of the gene PTPN7, whose product is annotated as protein tyrosine phosphatase non-receptor type 7. Gene Ontology annotation, cellular component: cytosol; cell junction; plasma membrane. Gene Ontology annotation, biological process: protein dephosphorylation; signal transduction. The transcript is spliced from 10 exons. Lineage: Eukaryota; Metazoa; Chordata; Mammalia; Scandentia; Tupaiidae. The record is from RefSeq and is a predicted model, not a curated record. Gene Ontology annotation, molecular function: protein tyrosine phosphatase activity; protein kinase binding. The coding region runs from base 224 to 1240 and encodes 338 amino acids.